AUGAUACCUAAUAAAAAAACUGUUAAUAAAUCUAUGGGUGACGAACUUUCAAAAGAUUUAAACGAAUUCAUUAACAUAUCGAAAAUUUUCUUUGAAUUUCUUUCAUCAUUGUCAUCAAAUUUACCACUACAACAAAAUUUACAAAUUCAGCAGCAGCAACCACAACAACAACAACAACAGCAACAGCAGCAGCAGCAACAACAACAACAGCAACAAAAUGAACAAACAAAUAUAGCAACACCACAAUCAGUUAUACAAAUUAUGGGACGUUUAAUUGAAGUUGAUAAAACAUAUCAAAAAACAUUAAAAAAGCUCGAAAAACAUCAAAAAUACCAAAAUGAAAUUGCCAAUAUACAAAAAGAAAUUGAAGAAAAGGAUAAAUUAAUAUCAGGAUUAGCAAACAAUUUAAAAGAUAUAGAAUCGUUUUUAGAAAAUGAACUUUCACAAGACAAUGCAAAAAUGAAUCCAAAUAUAUCGAAUGUAAGUGAAAUUUUGGAUCUAAAUGAACCAUCAACACCAGUAACACCAGAUAUUAUUAAUAGAGAAGUAACACCAGAAGAGUUAAUUUCAUAUGCACACAAAAUUAGUGGUACUACCUUUGCACCAUUUGGGUACCAACCACAUUUACCAUUGAUAUCACUAUUUAAACCGCCAGCACCACAAGAUGAAAUGAUGAGAGCAUCUGUAUUAUUUACAAAACCACCUGCAAAUUUACUAAAAUAUUAUGGAUUAGCAGAACAAGAUGUAACAACACCAAUAGCAGUACAAUCCCCAAUCGCAGAUAAUACACCAAUUAAAGAAUCUGAAACUCAAUCACUUCAACAAAUUCCACAACAAGACACAACCUCUGCCAACGGAGAAAUUUACAAUGGUGGCCAAACAAUGCAAAGUAUUAUUACCCCACCUCCUCCACAAACAUUAUUACCACCACAACAACUUAAUAUUGACCUUGAUCUUAACCCAGAUCUUGAGUCUGAUGAAGACGAUGAUGAAGAUGACGAUGACGAAGAGGAAAGUGGUGAUGAAGAAAUUGGUUGGGAAUAG
Messenger RNA from Dictyostelium purpureum, 1044 nucleotides. RefSeq lists its product as uncharacterized. NCBI's taxonomy places the organism in Eukaryota, Evosea, Eumycetozoa, Dictyosteliales, Dictyosteliaceae. The transcript has 2 exons. The record is from RefSeq and is a predicted model, not a curated record. Gene Ontology annotation, molecular function: transcription coregulator activity. The coding region runs from base 1 to 1044 and encodes 347 amino acids. Gene Ontology annotation, cellular component: core mediator complex; mediator complex. Gene Ontology annotation, biological process: regulation of transcription by RNA polymerase II.